AAUUCAAAAUCUAUCCCUGGAUUAAAGCACGUGUCCUGACGUGCUUCGGAAAAAGGUUGUGGAGUACGACCAGAUGGUAGUGCCGACCGGCGCGCCGAACAUGCAUUUCCAAUCGGAUCAGUUGACUAAACAAAACACCGAUUUUUCGGCCAGAGAGCCAUACCAUCAGUCGUCUACCUCUCAAUACAAGGCAAACAAUUUGACAAACAAUUAAAGUAAUCAAUCAAUCAUUAAAUUGUUAUCCAUUUCUUAAGUCAUUAUUUAAAAAAAUUAAUCAGAAGUUUAUUGUUAAAUAUUAAGUGUUUUUUAUCUAAAAAUAUAUCAAUUUUAC
Messenger RNA from Medioppia subpectinata, 331 nucleotides. Lineage: Eukaryota; Metazoa; Arthropoda; Arachnida; Sarcoptiformes; Oppiidae. The record is from the annotation of a GenBank genome assembly.